AUGGUAGUUCAUAUCAAUCGCUCAGAGAACAAACCAGCAGACGCCUUGAGCAAGCUCGCUUCAACGUCUUUUCAACAUCUCGCCAAGGAUGUAAGAAUUGAAGUACUCAAAAACCCGUCGGUUUUGCUGCGACAAGUGGAUGUGAUCGAGAUAGGGCAACCAUCUUGGAUGACCCCUAUCAUCCAGUACUUGAAAGAAGGAAUACUCCCUGAAAACAAAGCGGAAGCUAGAAAGAUACAGAACAAGGCUUUGUUCUAUGAGAUGAACGGUGGAAUAUUGUACCGAAGAUCCUUCUUGGGGCCACUUUUGCGCUGUGUGGACCCCCAAGAUGCAAGUUACUUAAUCAGGGAGAUUCAUGAAGGAAUCUGCGGCAUCCAUGCGGGCCCGCGCAUGGUUGUUGCGAAGAUAAUGAACGCUGGAUAUUACUGGCCAGGGAUGCACGUUGACGCCCUAAAGGAAUUGCACAAAUGCGACUCCUGUCAAAGGAACGCUCCGAAAACCCUGCGCCCAAAAAACGAUUCCAUCCCUGUGUCCAUUGCCUGGCCCUUCCAGCAGUGGGGGAUUGAUAUGGUGGGACCCUUCCCUGAAGCUCCUGGAGCUAUGAAGUUCAUAAUUGUUGCCGUGGAUUAUUUCACAAAAUGGGUGGAGGCCAAAGCACUCGCCUCAACUACUGCAAUGAUGGUGCGCAUGUUCAUUUGGGAACACAUCAUUUGUAGCUUUGGUCUCCCACUCAAUAUCGUAACAGACAAUGGCACGAAUUUUGCUUCUGAAGAUCUCCAAAAAUGGAUGAAGGAGAUUAAUAUUGAGCACACUUUCUCUUCCGUUGCGCACCCUCAAGGCAACGGCCAAGUAGAAAGUGUCAAUAAGAGUAUCGUCGAAGGGAUAAAAGCCCAGGCGGUUAUCCCAGCUGAAAUUGGCCUACCCUCGCCGCGCUUGACAGCAGUCAACACAAUUGAUAACGAGGCAGAGCGCCGUCUUAACUUGGACUUACUCGAAGAAAGGCGCGAAAUAGCGAGAAUCAAAGAAGCCAAGUACAAGACACAGCUAGAGAGGUACUAUAAUGCAAGAGUGCGCAUUUGUACCUUCACUCCAGGAGAAUACGUCUUCAGAGACGAUGAAGCCUCCAAUGCAGAACGCCCUGGGAAGCUAGCACCCAAGUGGGAAGGCCCAUACUUGGUACAUGAAGUGCUAGGAAAAGGGGCAUACAAGCUGCGCACACUGGAUGGAUACAUCAUCCCGCGCACGUGGAACGCGCAACAACUACGCAACUUAACCAAAGUUUCUAACAACAAUGAAAUAAUUGUAACUUGA
Molecule: messenger RNA, 1311 nt
Organism: Helianthus annuus (common sunflower)
Lineage: Eukaryota; Viridiplantae; Streptophyta; Magnoliopsida; Asterales; Asteraceae
Exons: 2
Coding region: 1-1311 (436 amino acids)
Biological process (GO): DNA integration
Molecular function (GO): nucleic acid binding
Source: RefSeq, a predicted model, not a curated record